UUUGCCAUUAUUAUUAUUAUUAUAGUAUUUUAAUAUGAGCAGAGCUGCCUGAUUCUGAUUCUGAAGCAGAACGGAUAGGAUAGGAUAGACACUACACAUCAGCUCUUAGAGAUCAGGCUUUCCGGCACAAUCAAUAUACAAAUUCAGCAGUAGCAGUGACUCAGACACACACAGAAAGAGAGAGGGAGAAAUGCUUAGAGUAUUGGCGAGAAGGGCAAGUUGUUGGGGUUCACGUAAUCCAUGGAUGCUAGCUCAGCCGAGAAGGGACUUCUGCCUUGGAUUAGGAGUCCUUCCCGACUCCAUUGACCGGACCUCCGACUCCUUCACUCGCAACUCCAAGGCCAUGGAUGAACUCAUCUCCGACCUCCAAUCCCACAUAGCCAAGGUUCUAAGUGGAGGAGGAGCAGAGGCGGUGAAGAGGAAUAGGAGUAGGAAUAAGCUUCUACCCAGAGAAAGAAUUGAUCGCCUUCUUGAUCCUGGUUCUUCAUUCCUUGAACUUUCUCAGCUUGCAGGCCAUGAAUUAUAUGAAGAAGCCUUGCCAUCUGCUGGGAUUAUUACUGGGAUAGGUCCGGUGCAUGGACGACUUUGUAUGUUUGUGGCUAAUGACCCGACUGUCAAGGGAGGCACUUACUAUCCCAUCACCGUUAAGAAACAUCUUAGGGCACAAGAGAUUGCCACUCAAUGUAAAUUACCAUGCAUAUAUCUCGUUGAUAGUGGAGGUGCUUUCCUUCCUAAGCAGGCUGAUGUCUUCCCUGACAAGGAUAAUUUUGGUAGAAUUUUCUAUAAUCAAGCUGUGAUGUCUGCUGAAGGCAUCCCCCAAAUUGCACUGGUAUUGGGUUCCUGCACAGCUGGGGGUGCCUAUAUACCUGCGAUGGCUGAUGAAAGUGUCAUGGUCAAAGGAAAUGGUACUAUUUUCCUGGCAGGACCCCCACUUGUAAAGGCUGCUACAGGAGAAGAAGUCUCUGCAGAAGAUUUGGGGGGUGCUGCUGUGCAUUGCAAGACAUCAGGAGUUUCAGAUUAUUUUGCUCAAGAUGAACUACAUGGACUUGCUCUUGGGAGAAACAUCAUUAAAAACUUGCACAUGGCUGGGAAAGAGGGACUGCUAAGUAGAUUGGAAACUGUAAACCAUGAAUUUAAAGAACCAUUAUAUGAUGUAAAGGAACUUUGUUCCAUUGCACCAACUGACCUUAAGCAGUCCUUUGAUAUACGGUCAGUUAUUGCUCGCAUUGUUGAUGGAAGCGAAUUUGACGAAUUCAAGAAAUUGUAUGGCACUACUCUUGUAACAGGAUUUGCUAGAAUUUUUGGACAGCCAGUUGGAAUAAUUGGAAACAAUGGGAUAUUAUUUAAUGAAUCUGCUCUAAAAGGGGCCCAUUUCAUUGAACUGUGCACUCAACGAAACAUUCCUUUGGUCUUCCUUCAGAACAUCACUGGAUUUAUGGUUGGCUCAAGAUCCGAGGCAAAUGGAAUAGCAAAAUCUGGAGCAAAAAUGGUUAUGGCAGUUUCAUGUGCAAAGGUUCCCAAAGUUACUAUAAUCGUUGGUGGAAGCUUUGGUGCUGGAAAUUAUGCAAUGUGUGGCCGUGCUUAUAGUCCGAACUUCAUGUUCCUUUGGCCAAAUGCCAAAAUAUCUGUGAUGGGUGGUGCCCAGGCUGCUGGUGUGCUAGCUCAAAUAGAAAAAGGCAACAAGAAAAAGCAAGGGAUUCAGUGGAACAAGGAAGAAGAGGAAAGAUUCAAGGCAAAGGUUGUGGAGGCAUAUGAGAAAGAAGGAAGUUCUUAUUACUCCACAGCAAGGCUCUGGGAUGAUGGCAUUAUUGAUCCAGCUGACACAAGAAAAAUCAUAGGUCUCUGCAUCUCUGCUUCCAUGAAUCGUCCUGCAGAAGAUACCAAAUAUGGUGUAUUUAGAAUGUGAUGGAAUGUCAUUUUGUAUCAAGGAAAGCACUGGCAUCCUAGUGUCUGAUGCACAUCCUGAUGCAUUAUUUUGAUAUCUUGUAUGCUUUUCUGUAAAGUAAACAGGAGGAAGCAUACUUUCCUCUCAUUGAAACGGUUAGUUUUGCAGCCAGUCAGCUCCUUUUUUAUGAUUGAUGCUAAAGGUAUACAAAAUUUACUUCAUAAA
Messenger RNA from Quercus robur (English oak), 2110 nucleotides. RefSeq names its product methylcrotonoyl-CoA carboxylase beta chain, mitochondrial. Gene Ontology annotation, biological process: L-leucine catabolic process. Gene Ontology annotation, molecular function: methylcrotonoyl-CoA carboxylase activity. Lineage: Eukaryota; Viridiplantae; Streptophyta; Magnoliopsida; Fagales; Fagaceae. The coding region runs from base 191 to 1906 and encodes 571 amino acids. The record is from RefSeq and is a predicted model, not a curated record. The transcript has 10 exons. Gene Ontology annotation, cellular component: methylcrotonoyl-CoA carboxylase complex; mitochondrion.